AUGGAUAACGUACCUUAUGCCAGUGCAGUAGGCAGUCUCAUGUACGCCAUGAUUGGCUCCAGACCUGAUCUUGCUUAUGCAGUGGGUGUGAUAAGCAGAUUCAUGUCAAGUCCAAGCCGUGAUCAUUGGACCGCCGUCAAAUGGGUUCUGAGAUACCUACGAGGAGCAUCAAAAGCCAAGUUAACGUUUACAAAGAAUGAAAGAUUCAGAGUCGAAGGAUUUUGUGAUUCAGAUUAUGCUACUGAUCUAGACAGAAGGCGCUCAGUUACUGGUUUUAUCUUCAAGGUUUGGGGUAAUACAGUUUCGUGGAGGUCUAAUCUACAAUCAGUUGUGGCUCUAUCAACUACAGAAGCAGAAUACAUGGCACUAACAUCAGCUACUAAGGAAGCUAUCUGGUUGAAGGGAAUCUGUGAAGAACUAGGUUUUGAUGCAGGGGCAGUUAUGAUUCACUGUGAUUCGCAAAGUGCUCUGGCCUUAGCUAAGAAUGCAGUGCAUCAUGAACGAACUAAACACAUUGCUACUAAGUUUCAUUUCAUUCGGGACAUUGUAGCAGAUGGGAUUAUCAAGCUCUAUAAGAUUCAUACUAGCCGUAAUCCAGCAGACUUCUUAACUAAAGCCUUACCUGGGCCUAAGUUUGAGCUCUGCCGGGAUUUGGGAUUUCUUGUUCAGAAAAGGUUUUCAGCGAGAAGAGGUAAAGAUCUGAGUUCAGGGUUUCAGAGUUUUACCUGGGGAUUUCUUUUGAGCAGCUACGGAGCAGUGGAUCUGUUUCACGGGAAGUUGUUGAGAAGAAUAGAGGAAGUCGAGAAGCUACGGAGCUUCUUGCAUGUCACCGGAUCUCGGCAAGCACGAGGAAUCGGCCAGUGCUUAGUGCGGAGGCUGAUAAACCUCAAGAAGAUACUUGCAGAGACAGUGGUCGGCACCGUCAAGCGGAAGCCGGAGCUCAUCGGUUCAAGUCCGAUUGGAGCAGUCGUCUUCACUAUCGCGGAAAGACAGAGAGAAGCAGCUAGGGCCCAAGACGGAACCCAACCCCAGCUGAAGUUGACACGUCAGCAGAGUCAACGUCUUCUUCUUCUCCUCCGUUAUAAACCUGCAACAAGAAACGGAGAAGGGGUGACGCGAGUUAGUUACAGAGAGAUAGAGAGAGAAGCGAGAGCAUUGCAAGGUAGAGAGAGAGUGACUCACAUUGAGAUCAUCUCUGGUGCGAUUGAGCUUCUAAUCUCUUGUAACAUGUACGGUGGUUUCCGGUUGAUCGUGUUCUCUGUUCAUGCACAACUAGUCAACGGUUUCAUUUGUGAGGACAGUGAUCCAAUAGAUGAUGUCCUGGUUCUGAUGCAGGAGCCUGUGCUAACUGGAUCGUUCCCUCCGUGCCUGUGCUAUUGGUUUAAGGCCCACGAUUGA
This is a messenger RNA of Microthlaspi erraticum, 1398 nucleotides long. Lineage: Eukaryota; Viridiplantae; Streptophyta; Magnoliopsida; Brassicales; Brassicaceae. The record is from the annotation of a GenBank genome assembly.